AUGACCGCUGACAUCAAGCAAAGGUCUACCACUGUUACCAAGGAUGCGAAGGUUGCAUCUAAGGACGAGUUUGCGGAUGCCAAUAUCCCCGAUGACUACGUCUCUCGAGUGCUCGCCACCGAGAAGCCUCUUCCUCCUGUCACAAUCAAGAACAUUCUGAGCGAGAUCCAGUGGGUCUCGUUCUUGGCUCUUACCAUCACCCCUCUUCUUGCCAUCUACGGUCUCUUCACCACUAGUUGGAACAGCUACACCGCUGCUUGGGCCUUCGUAUAUUACUUCCUCACUGGUCUCGGUAUCACUGCUGGCUACCACCGACUUUGGGCUCACCGCGCCUAUAACGCUUCGUCUCCUCUUCAGUAUUUCCUCGCAUGCAUGGGUUCCGGUGCCGUUCAGGGCUCCAUCCACUGGUGGGCUCGUGGACACCGUGCUCACCAUCGCUACACCGACACCGAUCUUGACCCCUAUGGAGCUCAUUUCGGCCUUUUCUGGUCGCACCUCGGCUGGAUGCUCGUCAAGCCUCGCCGCAAGCCCGGUGUUGCUGACAUUUCGGAUCUUCGCAAGAACCCAGUGAUCAAGUUUCAGCACAAGCUCUACAUUCCCAUGCUCCUUUUCUUCGGCUUCGGCCUCCCCACCUUGGUUGCUGGUCUCGGCUGGAAUGACUGGCGCGGAGGAUUCUUCUUCGCCGGUAUGCUCCGUCUUGUUUUCGUCCACCACUCGACCUUCUGCGUCAACUCGCUCGCCCACUACCUCGGUGAGGCCACCUUCGACAACAAGAUGACUCCUCGUGACCACUUUUUCACCGCUCUUGUUACCGUCGGCGAAGGCUACCACAACUUCCACCACCAGUUCCCCAUGGACUACCGUAACGCCGUCCAGUGGUAUCAAUUCGACCCCACCAAGUGGUUCAUUGCCUCAAUGCACAAGAUCGGUCUCGCUUCGCACCUCAAGACCUUCCCUGAUAACGAGGUCAAGAAGGGUCGUCUCGCGAUGCAACUUCAGAAGGCCCACGAGUUUGGUCAGCAGCUCGAGUGGCCCAAGUCUUCGGCUCACCUUCCCGUCAUCUCGUGGGACGACUUCGUUGAGGAGUCCAAGGCUCGCCCCCUCAUCGUUGUUCACGGCUUCAUCCACGAUGUCUCUUCGUUCCUUGAUGAGCACCCUGGUGGACGUCACCUUCUUACUGGCAAGAUUGGUAAGGAUGCUACCACUGCUUUCCUCGGUGGUGUCUAUGACCACUCCAACGCUGCUCACAACUUGCUUUCCAUGAUGCGAGUCGGUGUUCUCGACGGCGGUUACCAGCUUGCCAAGGACGAGCUCGCCAAGGCCGAGCGCGAGAACCGCGCUACCGGCACUUCGGCUAACCGUCCCGCCGGUGCUCCUCCUUCGCCCGUCACCUCGGACGAUGAGGACUUCGCUGGCCCUGCCACUCCCACCGACGAGACCCCUAUGGCCGCUACCACUAAUGUCGCCGCUGCUUCUGAGCAGCUCAAGGCUCAUCAGUCGGCUGAGGGAGUCAAGUCGAUCAACGACAAGGCUGCCACCUAUGUCACUCCUGGUGAGGCUUACACCAUCGUCAAGCGCGGUGAACUGAAGGCCAACGCCAAGGUUGACGGUACCAAGUUUGGUCGUCUCCUCUAA
This is a messenger RNA of Ustilago hordei, 1635 nucleotides long. Its product is annotated as putative stearoyl-CoA desaturase. Lineage: Eukaryota; Fungi; Basidiomycota; Ustilaginomycetes; Ustilaginales; Ustilaginaceae. The record is from RefSeq and is a predicted model, not a curated record. Gene Ontology annotation, cellular component: endoplasmic reticulum membrane. Gene Ontology annotation, molecular function: heme binding; iron ion binding; stearoyl-CoA 9-desaturase activity. Gene Ontology annotation, biological process: unsaturated fatty acid biosynthetic process. The coding region runs from base 1 to 1635 and encodes 544 amino acids. The transcript has a single exon.